Messenger RNA from Tripterygium wilfordii, 1214 nucleotides. RefSeq lists its product as uncharacterized. The record is from RefSeq and is a predicted model, not a curated record. The transcript is spliced from 3 exons. NCBI's taxonomy places the organism in Eukaryota, Viridiplantae, Streptophyta, Magnoliopsida, Celastrales, Celastraceae. The coding region runs from base 130 to 816 and encodes 228 amino acids.
GUGAAGUGAAGUAUUUAAAAGAAACAAACUAAACCUAUCUGAGAUUGAGAACUCUACUUCUCUCAUAGAUAUCGGCGACACAUCAUUCUGGAUCUGCCAUAUCCGAGUAAGUCAGAAUACAAAAUCGCGAUGCUGACGAGCUUCUUACGGUUCAGAUUAGCGAUUAUGGUUCGACGAUCUAUUUCAACGGUCACCUUUCGGUCGGUGCCAUCGAGGAAUCUGUUUGGUGCCUACAGUCGGGAAGCUCAUGUUCCCUCUCUGACCGCUUCGAUGAAGGCUACGGCGCCUACUACCAGGUUGUGGAGCAGUAUGGUCCUGGACCAGAAGGAGGAUGAGAAACAGAUCGAUGGAUCUGAUAAAAUUGCCAAAGCGGAUGGUAUGGGGGACGCAGACCAAGUGGAUGACCCAACGAACAAGUUUCGUGAUAAGGAGUUCCUGCAGCGCAGAUGGGAAGAGGGACGGGUAAGGGAGGUCUUUCAGGAAUGGAAAGAGGCAUACGAGAGGGUGUACGCGAAUGCUGAGGAGGAAGAAAUGAGGUUCAAAAUAUUUGAAAGAUUGUUCAAGUUUGUUGUUGAGACAAAUUCAAAGGGUAAUUCACCGGGUUCGGUUCGAUUGUGUUUGAACCAAUUUUCUGAUCUAACCGAGGAUGAAAUGAAAGGAUAUACUGGAGGAGGAGGAGGAGUUGACGUUCGCAAAAUGAAAAUUAAACGAAGUCUUUUAAAGUAUUACAGAGAAGAAAGGGUGUCAAAUAUCUUGCCACAGGCUACUAUGAUGGGAUAUGAUUACUUCUGUGAGUUGUUCAAAGAUUCUGUUUGACAUUUUGCGUGCAGAUGAUGUGUCAGAUGAUGAUGAGUACAAUAUUAGUACUUGAGCAAGUCCUUAGCUGGUGUCGGACAGUUGCAGCAAAUCGUACUAGUAGUUGGAGAUUUGGAGAUGGAUAUGUAUAAUUGUGGACUAUAUGAAGUUAGGAGAUGUUCCCUAGUUAUGUAUAAUGCCGGAGUUUAAUUUGAUUUUAUGAACUAGAGGAUGUUCUCAGUUAGGGGAUGUUCAUAUAUUUAUUCAUGUGUAAAAUGACUUGUAUAAUUAUAGAUUUUUUGAACUAGGGGUUGUUCCCUUCUCUAAUUAGGUAAUGUUUAGAUAUUGUGAAUGGAUCGUUGGAAUUUUGUUUGGAUAUCUAAAUUUGAAGUAGUACAGAGACAGGCGGUUGAUUCUUA